Molecule: messenger RNA, 639 nt
Organism: Acanthosepion pharaonis
Lineage: Eukaryota; Metazoa; Mollusca; Cephalopoda; Sepiida; Sepiidae
Source: the annotation of a GenBank genome assembly
AUGACAAUCAAAGGGAGCACAAAACCCUCUCUUCUCUCUCUCUGUCUUAAUGUAAGUGUAAAGAAUGCAACUGAAGAGCAUUUGGCUCUUGCUGCCUUAAACCAUUGGGAAGAGAUCCCGAAAGUUGGGUGUAAAUUGGUACCUGAACAUGUUGAAACUCGACCUCUUUACAACCCUGAAAGACCAGGUAUCGAACAGGGGAAGUUGGAGAUGUGGGUUGACAUGUUCCCAAUGGACAUGCCCCCACCAGGCCCACCAGUGGAUAUAUCUCCUCGAAAGCCAAAGAGCUAUGAAUUACGGUGCGUAAUCUGGAAUACGGAUGAUGUUGUAUUGGAAGAUGAUGCAUUUUUCACUGGAGAGAAAAUGAGUGACAUUUAUGUAAAAGGAUGGAUAAAAGGCCAGGAAGAUCUUCAGUGUACAGAUAUACAUUACAGAUCAUUGACGGGAGAGGGAAACUUUAACUGGCGGUUCAUUUUCCCCUUUGAUUAUCUCCUCGCUGAAGAAAAAAUUGUCAUUUCACGGAAAGAGACAUUAUUUUCAUGGGAUGAGACUGAAACCAAAAUCCCAGCACGCCUCAACCUGCAAGUUUGGGAUGCCGACCAUUUCUCAGCAGAUGAUUUCCUUGGUGAGUAUCCUUAA